AACUUAACGGUGGAGGUGGUCAUUAAGUUGUCAGAAAACAAUAACAUUAUUUUGAUAGUAAAACAUAUUUACAAAGUUUGAAAACAAUGGGCGAAAAGGAAGCGUCAAACGUUCAACAAGAAAUAAACAGGAAUCUUUCUAGUGUUUCUAGUCAGCCUUUUGCAAUGACACCCGAAGAAAUGGAGUUUAACAACCGCAUGGCGAAAACCCGAGGCCUUGGAAAACGAUCAUCUGUUAACAAGAUGGAGCAGCAGAGAAACACGCAAAAUUGGGUCAAUAGGUCCGCCCCGGGGGUCGGGGUGCCGUUGUCGAAAAUAUCUGGACACAGUGGGGCUUCUCUUGGUCAUAAAACGGCUGUUAUCGGCCAAAACUGUGCAAUAAUCGGGCCGAAUAACGGACAAAUAGCGAACAAUUUUGCAACAGUUGGACAAACUAGCAGCAAUCUCCAGGUUUCCGGUUUCGCAGAAAACAUUAAUCAAGCUGUUAUAUCGACAAAUCAGCAGAACAACAGAACCAGUUCGGAAAGUAUUGUCACUAUAAGAGAAAACUUUAAGAACAGCCAAGAAUCUUUUAAAAGACGAAGUUCAGAUAAUGUACUGACAAUAGAGGAGGCAUCUCGCGAUAGAAGCCCAAGUUUUGGUUCGGCAGAAACCAUUAAUGCCCGUAAUACAUCCGUUAACGUUCGGCGAAGUGAAAGUCCCCCAAAACGCCCCAAGAGCGGCAGCGUCAACUCCCUGUGCAGCAAUACGGAAGAAAUUAGACCGAUCUCUCGCUCCAACUCGAUCAUGGACCCUCACACCGCCGCCAUAGACCUUUCCAACAACUGCCGGAAGUUUUAUUUUAAUCACAUUAAGUCAGCGGAAGCGAUCAAGAAGGCGGUUCGCGCAGCGAAGCACAAUCGAGCGCGGGAGAAGAUGGAAGGCCACAAGUGUUCUACGCUCGACACGGCAAUGGACAGACUCCGAGCGGAAAUGGCUGACCUUAUGGAGCAGGACCUGUCACUGAUGUCGCAGAUGCUCAAGCUGAACGACAAGAUCGAGGAUAUUAAGGCACAUGUAUCGUACCGCAACCGCCUGGACGCCUUCGGGAGCUCCAUGAGCACUAGCGAGGUGUCCGACUCAGAGUAUAGCGACACAGAGGAGAGCCGUCUAGAUCUGUACAACGCAUCCACCGGAAGCUACCGCAUGAAGACGCUUAAGUCGCUCAACCACAUAAGCAAUGCGAGUCUCCACCCACCGGAAUUAGGUGAAGGUGACAAGAAGGGGACGGACGGAGUGAUGGAGGAGAGUGGGAAACUGAAGAAAUUGGCGCGCGCCGGAAGUGACAUUAUAGUGUACAGGAAGAAGGUCCGUAAAGGUAAGAAGAGGGAAAGAAAUCGGAGAAACACCGAAGACGAGGAAUCGAACGAAAGUGGGGGCGAGUCAGAAGACAGUAUUUGUCAAUCCUCAGACACUGAAAGCACACUGAGUUGUAACUCCGACUCCACGAAAGCAGCAAAGUCGGAUCAAGAAGAUUCCGACGAAUGUUUCGUCGACGACACCCCAGAUAGCGGAAUACAAAGUCCGAAACCUGAGCAGACGACAGCAGAGCCGCUAAAACCAAGAAAAGGUGGGGUAUCGCAUAACUCGUGCUUUCUGAACUUCCAUAAGUCCAAUGGCGCCCGGAGCGUGAAUCCCCUCUCUAACGACAUGUUGACGCUGCAGGGUCACAAUAUCUCGCUGGAGAAAUAUUACGUCCCCCAGGGUCUCGUGUACCUUAAACACGCCAACGCUGAAAACGUGUUCUGUCAGUUUACUAAAUAGCCUGAGGUAUCAGAAAGGGAUGUCAAACUUUAACGGAGAUGAACUUUAAACAGAAAUAUUCCUGUAGCUAUCAUGCCGCAAUAACGACAGAAGGAAGAGUAUGGCAUCUAUUUAUCAACUUCAAAGCUUUAUAACAUAUUUUAUAGCAAACAUCAACACUAAUGAGUAUUAACAUUUCUUGCUAGGGGUAACAGUUCAGUGGACAAUUCAAUAAAAUAAAAUUACAUUUAAUUGUCACCGACCCCCUUUUUUGGCCGUGACGGCAUGAUUGGCAAUUUGAAACCCAACCGUUAUGUUUUCUUAGUAUGUUGAAACGGAAACAAGCGCACCAUUAACGGAUAACGACGCUGGUCUGUUUCAAAUUCACUUUGUACCAAGGAGCAUAUAAUUCGACAAAUAUUUUAGCAGAGUGAUAGACCGUGGUUUGCUAUGCGCAUAAAUAUUGUCAUUUCGGGGCACGACGCCAACAUAUACGCGACUAUUAUUUAAAGACUUCAUCAGAAUCUGUUCAUUUAAUGUGCCAAGUUUCAUUCAGGAUGCUCUUGAUGUCGUAAACUGUGAGGUAGAUCAAGGCGGUGCAACCCAAAGACGUCCAUUGCCAUUCUUUUCAUUUGUGCAAAAAAACAUAAAUGAGCUACGAAAUUAAUAACGUUAUUUUCUUUAUUUUUAAUAAAAUUUUAACUAAAUAAAUAGAUGUCUUAUAUAGCAAUUUAUCCGUUGCAAAGUAACUUCUAUCAUACAGCUCCUUAGUGGCCUGUUUCGAUAUUUAGCACAUUUCAUGUGUUUCAAUUUGAACUUGGGUCGUUUUAUUUAUGUAAUAAAAGGAAAAUUCUA
Molecule: messenger RNA, 2636 nt
Organism: Mya arenaria
Lineage: Eukaryota; Metazoa; Mollusca; Bivalvia; Myida; Myidae
Exons: 2
Coding region: 87-1802 (571 amino acids)
Source: RefSeq, a predicted model, not a curated record